CGGCCUGUCACUCCGCCUCGGGCGCCCCCCUCCGCUCCCCAUUCAUGCAGUUUGGUUGCGUCUCGGUGUAUUUUAGCGUUUGCAAUAAAGAGGGAUUUUUUGUUUUGUUUUGUUUUGCACAGGUCCGGUUGCACUUAAUUCGUUGCAAACUCGCCCAGCUCCUGCACCGCACUCGGACCCGGGGGGCGGGGGGACGGGGGGGGGAGGGUCCGGGCUCGCUCCCGAGCGGUGGUUUUUCCUUCUUUUCAUUAAUUUUUCGGUGUCCGACAUUGGAAAAGCUCCCUCCUGCCAGGUGCCACCAUGCCCAAGAGAAAGGCUGCGGCGGAAGGGGCGGUGAAGGAGGAGCCCAAGAGGAGGUCCGCCAGGUUGUCGGCCAAGCCCGCGCCUCCCCCCAAACCGGAGCCCAGGUCCAAAAAGGCAGCGGCGCCCAAGAAGGAGAAGAAGGGCAACAACAAGGAAGAGAAGAAGGCCCCCGCCGCCCGAGGGAAGAAGGGAGCCAGGGCCAAGGAGGACGCCAAGCGGGACGAUGCCAAGGAGGAGAACCACUCUGAGAAUGGAGACGCCAAAACUAACGAGGUCCCGGCUCCCGACGCGUCCGCCGAGAAAGCCGCCAAGCCCGAGUGACCCCGCGCCCUCCUCCGCUCCGGCCCCGGGGCCCCCGCGGCCGGGCCGCCUUGUCCACAGAGAGGAAUAUUUUUAUCAACUAUUUUAUAAACGGCGGUUUUUUUAGCCCGGAUCGGACGAUGGCGCGUCUCGGCGGCCGGGGGCGGGGGGGCCCCCCCCCGAGCGCACCCGGGAGACGCCCGGCCUCCGUCCCUUGUCGGUUUCGCGGCCGUCCCCCGGGGAGUAGGCGGUCGGAGGUCUCGGCCGCCCGUCCGCGCGUCCCCCGCUCCCCUCCCGUCCGGCCCCCUCCCGCCCGCGUCGUGCGGCGUCCUUAAGUCGGGGAGGUCUCGACCGUCAAACCAGCGCGCGGUUGCGCGCGCGUCAAACAUUCCAGGGGCCGGGUAGGUGCUUUUAUAAUAGUGAUAACGAUAAUGACGACGACGACGGUAUCUGUUGAGCGCUUGCUAUGUGCCGGGCACUGUACCGAGCGCCGGGGUGGAUACCGUCGCUCGGCUCUUAUCCCGGGGCGAUUCUAUUUUGCCAGUUGGGGGCGGGAGGGGGGAGGGGGUAGAAAUCAAAAACGCGAUCCUGUUUUUAAAGGAAAGACAGAUGUUUAUUUCCCCAGGGCAGGUCGGUUUUUGUGGUUCUCCACGGGUAGGAAUUUUGCCGCAUUUCUCGUAAUAAAAAAGACCCCUCAAGAGU
Molecule: messenger RNA, 1305 nt
Organism: Ornithorhynchus anatinus (platypus)
Lineage: Eukaryota; Metazoa; Chordata; Mammalia; Monotremata; Ornithorhynchidae
Gene: HMGN5
Product: high mobility group nucleosome binding domain 5
Exons: 6
Coding region: 301-624 (107 amino acids)
Biological process (GO): chromatin organization
Cellular component (GO): chromatin; nucleus
Molecular function (GO): nucleosomal DNA binding
Source: RefSeq, a predicted model, not a curated record